Messenger RNA from Acanthoscelides obtectus, 2871 nucleotides. The record is from the annotation of a GenBank genome assembly. Lineage: Eukaryota; Metazoa; Arthropoda; Insecta; Coleoptera; Chrysomelidae.
GGAUACUCCAAUUGGAAAUGACACGCGAAACCCUGAUUCACUCAUUGGCCAUGUAAAACUACAGGAAUUAUUUCUAUACAUCUGUCUCCAUCACACAUACAUAAUGCAAUCAACCAAUAUGUGCGGCCAUUUCUUUGUAUAAUUUUGUCUCGGCUCCUUGAAAAUGUUCUCGUCAAUCUAUGCUGGUCACUAUCAGAAUGACAAGCCUCAAGGAAGUCAAGCUCUGCACAUACUACAAUUAGUCAAUCUGUGCCAAAGACAAAGAAGCUGACAGCUUAACAGCUUAAAGUAAGCGGAUGAAUAUCACAGUUAUUUCAAUGCCUAUCAAACAUCUUCAGCAGUAGCUGAUAACACUCAUACCGAGGGAGAUAUUUUGGGUAUAUGUCGGAAGAUUACGAAACGAUCCAAUACAAAAAUGAAAGUUCAAUUUUUGCAAAACAAUGGGUCCUCUUAGAAACAUCUGUCCCAAUACGGAACUUGGGAUCUUGGAGCAACAUAACCAGCGGCAACCCGAUCCGCAAUUUCAAACAGAUGUUUGAUGUGCCAGAUGAGACGUCCAUCGGACUCAUAGAAAGUGAAUACGUACAUGGGAUAUUUUUAUAUAAAAAUAUGGUAUACUCGUAUACCAAGACCAAUCUGAUAAGCAGGUGAUGACUGACUUUGAGAACAUUGUGACUCAUUCCAAGAAGAAGCAAAACGACAUAGGAACUCUGAAUCAUGUUUUUUUUAAUUCUAGGCGUAACAGAAAAAAUCUCUCCAAUGGAACGUGUUAUCACGUCCACCGUCAAGAUGUUUGCGACAGAUAAAUAAAAAAAAAAUAAUUGUGAAGAUCGUCCGAAAUGGGCAGCUUUCCGGCCCGAGUAGGGAAGAAGACGUUAUAAAUAUAUGUGGCGAAGAUUCAGUGGCAGUACGUGAAAGUUUUCAACGGGCAAGGUUAAGAUCGCGCAUCUCGUGAGUGUGUAAGUGCUUGGAUUUUCGCAGACGUGAACUUGGAAGAUGCGCUGGAGGAAGGAGUUUAUAUGUAUCCUGGUCAUGAUAAGGACUGGCCUCUCUACACCACUCACAUUACGAUAUGCACCAUCUCACGAUGAUCAUAAUGAGCCCACAGAUUACUCCUUCAGUUACGGUGUAAAGGACUACCAUACAGGUGACAUAAAGAACCAAUGGGAGAAAAAACACGGCGAUACCGUCACUGGUCACUAUUCUGUCGUAGAACCGGAUGGGUCUGUUAGAACAGUAGAAUACUCUGCCGAUGAUAAAACCGGUUUCAACGCAGUGGUAAAGCACUCGGGACCCUCGCAACAUAUAUCAUAUCCCAAGCAUGCUACGAGUCAUAAGGAGGUUACACUACAGCCUUCUGAGCCUCACGAGGAAACUUCACAGUAUCUGUUGGGAGAUCAGUACCAGUACUCAUUCCCAGAAAAUUCUGAGGAAGUCCAGAAUGAGUACGUUAAAGAAGGGGAAGAGGAAACUGAAAAGCAAAACUACUACUUACAAGAAGAGUCUGCGGAAGAAUCCCAGAGAUCCAGCAUGAACUCAAAAUAUCCAAAUUACAUUAAAAACCAGGAGACAAAAGUCGUUAAAAAGCCCGUUCGUCUACCAGUAGACUUGAACCUGAUCGAACAAAAUUCACAAGAAACCCUUGUUCCUUUGGACGUUAGUGCAGUGGAACCCGAGAACAUUGUAGUCCACCAAAAAGUAGUCCCACAGUAUCACGCCACGCCUGCCCCGAAAGAAGGAACUUCUCCACAAUACUCACCUCAUGUCGAUGUCUCAAUCCAACCAUCUCGAGAGUUGUCACAAGAAGAGAUAAACAGAUUUUUAGAAAGCUACUACAAAAACAACAAGAAACCCUUAAGCGAACCUCAGAUAGAACAUGGUUUUAAGCCGAUCAGAAGGAGACCUUCUGAACCGGUUCCUCAAGCAAGUAUAGCACAUACUUACUCCGAGCCUCACAAGCCUGUAUCUACGCCUGGAUUGAGCAGUUACUCUUCAAAGUACUAUAAAGUGAGGAAUAAGCAUAGGAUAAGGGGACCAAGGAUAAAUCCGCAAAGAAGACACUUCAUGUAUCAGUAUCCUAUAACUGAGAAGAUAAGCGAAGAAAGACAUAGCGUUGAAAUUCCUCAGUUAUAUAGAUCUUUGCCAGCGGAUGGAUACGUAAGAUAUGCGAAACAUGUGUCUAUAGAGACAAUUUAAGGACUUGAGUGAUAUUAUAGAGGGCGUAUGUGCAAUACAGUUCUUUUUGACUGGAAAUAUUAGUCAUUAAUAGUACUUAAGUCAUUAAUGAAUGUCAGUGUGUAACGUAGCCCACGGUUAGUUGUUGCAACUGAAAGUGAAGACAGGAUUUUUUUUUGUGAAAUCAAAUAUCCAAGAUCUAGAAUAUACCUAUUAAUCAUAAGAAUACGAAAGAGUCAGCCGAGCUGCUUGCUCAUGAUUCAGGAAUAAUCUCACUUGUCUACAUAAUCAUGGUAAAUUACCUCAUUCCUAUCAGGUAUUUUGGAGGUCUGCAUUGGUUUUUGAAUUGUAGCCACUAGGACUCUAUUACCGUAGUUAGCGUUUGAAAAUCCGUAUUACAUUCUUGAAAUCAAGCAGUGUUGAGCUAAAAAGUGUUCCAUAUCUGAUGUUAAACUUUUGUUAUGUAAAAACUAUGAAGAUGUUUAAGAUCUCAGCCAGGGAGGGUUGUUCUUAGACAAAAUAAUGCUAUACUGUGCUGCUUUUAUUUAUACUUUAUUAUGAUAGAUAUUUGUGUUAAGUCUACAGUACCAUGGUAGUGAAGUAUACCACUGUGCUGAAGUUUAAUGACUAAUCAAGACGUUAUUUAUUUUCUUAUAUUGUUAUACAGGUUAUUACGUAAAAAUAAAAAUCGAGCGG